GUCCAACCUUUAAGUUUACUUAAUAUCGCUCAUACUCUAAAUAAAUAUUAAAAUUAUAAAUACAUAUAUUUCACCGUUUAUAAUUGAAAAUGAACGACAGUCAGAAUCACGACGAACUUGUUUCUACAGUAUUUGAUAUUAUUCGAACUAUAAAGGACCCUGAAAAACCGGAAACGCUUGAGGAGUUGGAGGUAGUAAGGGAAGAAGAUGUUCAAGUUGCUCUUUCAGAAGAUGGUACAUUUCUAUUAAAUAUAUUAUUUACUCCAACAGUUCCACAUUGUAGUUUAGCAACAUUAAUUGGCCUAUGCAUGAGAGUAAAGAUAGAAAAGAAUUUGCCGCAUAAGCAUAAAUUGGAUAUACUAAUUAAAGAAGGAACUCACGAAACGGAAAGAGAAAUUAACAAGCAACUAAAUGAUAAAGAAAGAGUGGCAGCAGCAAUGGAAAAUCCUAACUUAGAGGAUCUCGUUAAUCAGUGUAUCAGCGAGGAUGACUACUAA
This is a messenger RNA of Dimorphilus gyrociliatus, 497 nucleotides long. NCBI's taxonomy places the organism in Eukaryota, Metazoa, Annelida, Polychaeta, Dinophilidae. The record is from the annotation of a GenBank genome assembly.